UAAUAAAAUGGUGCAACAUGGAUAAUGGAAGGUUGGCGAGCCUUUAGGAGUAAAUAAGUGUUGGAAACUAUUAUUCAAAUUUAAUGAAACGGAAGCUUUAUUCCUUUAUUAACGCGGUACACUCAAUUCUAUCAUAAAGCGAUAAAAAUGAUGAACCAGGUUGAGUACAUGAGGGGAUUUGGUGGAGAAGUAGAGCGGGCUGAGUUGAAUUUUGGAAGAAAGAAGAACAUUGCGGUUACACCGUACAAGGGAUAUGUUUAUAUCCACAUAGGCAGUUUAACAAGUAGCAGAAGCAUAACUCUUGGGACUGAUGAGUUUAAAGAGCUAUGCAAUCUGAAGCCAGUUCUUUUAAAAGCUGAGGCAGAAAUAAAAAAACAGCUGCAAAAACCUAGCAGGAAAAAGAAGGUUAUAGUUGUUGAAGAGGAAGAAGAAGAAGAAGAAGAAGAAGAAGAAGAAGAAGAAGAAGAAGAAGAAGAAGAAGAAGAAGAAGAAGAAGAAGAAGAAGAAGAAGAAGUAGAAGAAGAAGAAGUAAAAAAAGUUACUUUGAAAAGAAAGAGAAAGGUGAUUGCUAUCAGCGAUAGCGAUGAGGAGGCGGGAGUGUCAGAGUCGGACGUCAGAAAGGUGAUUGUUGCAGCAGAAUCUGGCCCGUUCAAGGGGCUAAAGAAAAAAAAGAAAACAGCUGGAGCUGGAUUCAUACUUUCUGAAGCAGUUGAAGAUGGCGAGUGAAGAUAACACCACCAAUCAGAACAGAAAAAGGACAAUGGGAGAAGAAGUAGAAAAAAAGACACUGAGUGAAAAACGAAAGCGGUCAGCUCCACCUUCAUUAAGAACUUUAUCUGUUGCAUGUAUUUAUAAUAAAUUAACAACAAAAUGUGAUAUUCAAAUGAGAGAUUUUUUUUGUAAAAUUCCCUCACCAAUUUUAAUUAUUUUUAUGGAUUAUGCAGACUUUCAAUUUGUUUUAAAUCCUGGAUUUGCCGAAUAAGAUGUGUUUAAUGCUGCCGAGGAAAUUUUUGAUCAAAGAUAUCAAUUAAAUAAAAUGAUAAGGGAAUGCAGCCAUUUCACAUCUGAAGAGAUAUUCAUUCAUUUAAAGAACGUCCCAGGGUCUGUUUUAAAUUCACUCGGACUUUCGUUCAAUAGGGAGAACUUUUCCGAUAUUUUAAGGAAAAUAUUAAACAUGCGAUUUUCACGUGUUUAAUUUACCAAAGAAUAUGUCUCAUAUAUUUUAAUCUAAAAUUUAAGAAAUUUAUUUGUAAUAUUUUCAUCGUGUUUGAAGGUCUUUUUCCCCAUUGCACAAUGUAUUUCACUGGUGCGUUUGAAGGUGUAAUUCCCCAUUUUCAUAAUUGUGUUUAAUUUACCAAAGAAUAUGUCUCUUAUAUUUUAAUCUAAAAUUUAUUUGUAAUAUUUUCAUCGUGUUUGAAGGUGUUAUUCCCCAUUGUCCAAUGUAUUUCACUGGUGUGUUUGAAGGUGUUAUUCCCCAUUUGAAGGUGUUAUUCCCCAUUGACAUAAUGUUUGAAGGUGUUAUUCCCCAUUGUUCUAAUGUUUGAAGGUGCUAUUCCCCAUUGUUCUAAUGUUCGAAGGUGUUAUUUCACAUUGUCCUAUGUUUGAAGGUGUUAUUCCCCAUUGUCCUAUUGCCUUAAUGUUUGAAGGUGUUAUUCCCCAUUGUCCUAUUGUCAUUAUGUUUGAAGUUUGUUUGAAGGUCCAUUUGAAAGAAUAUGUCUCAUAUAUUUUAAUCUAAAAUUUAAGAAAUUUAUUUGUAAUAUUUUCAUCGUGUUUGAAGGUCUUUUUCCCCAUUGCACAAUGUAUUUCACUGGUGCGUUUGAAGGUGUAAUUCCCCAUUUUCAUAAUUGUGUUUAAUUUACCAAAGAAUAUGUCUCUUAUAUUUUAAUCUAAAAUUUAUUUGUAAUAUUUUCAUCGUGUUUGAAGGUGUUAUUCCCCAUUGUCCAAUGUAUUUCACUGGUGUGUUUGAAGGUGUUAUUCCCCAUUUGAAGGUGUUAUUCCCCAUUGACAUAAUGUUUGAAGGUGUUAUUCCCCAUUGUUCUAAUGUUUGAAGGUGCUAUUCCCCAUUGUUCUAAUGUUCGAAGGUGUUAUUUCACAUUGUCCUAUGUUUGAAGGUGUUAUUCCCCAUUGUCCUAUUGCCUUAAUGUUUGAAGGUGUUAUUCCCCAUUGUCCUAUUGUCAUUAUGUUUGAAGUUUGUUUGAAGGUCCAUUUGGGUUUUAAAGUUAUGUAUUUUCAUUGGGUUUUUUAAGUUAAAGUCGCCAUUUUACCAUGCUACUCCCCAUUGCCCUAUGUAUUUCACUUCCCCAGGUUGAUAGCAAACGGAUAAAACUUAAAUAUGUUGAUAUAUUUUAUUAUAAAAUCAUAUAUUUAUUUACAUGAAAUAAAAUAUUAUAUAAUUAU
Messenger RNA from Mytilus trossulus (common blue mussel), 2397 nucleotides. Its product is annotated as histone H3.v1-like. The transcript is spliced from 4 exons. NCBI's taxonomy places the organism in Eukaryota, Metazoa, Mollusca, Bivalvia, Mytilida, Mytilidae. Bases 148 to 726 code for a protein of 192 amino acids. The record is from RefSeq and is a predicted model, not a curated record.